Labrus mixtus (cuckoo wrasse) is the source of this 4675-nucleotide messenger RNA. It is a transcript of the gene antxr2a, whose product is annotated as ANTXR cell adhesion molecule 2a. Lineage: Eukaryota; Metazoa; Chordata; Actinopteri; Labriformes; Labridae. Gene Ontology annotation, molecular function: signaling receptor activity. Gene Ontology annotation, cellular component: membrane. The record is from RefSeq and is a predicted model, not a curated record. The transcript has 18 exons. The coding region runs from base 327 to 1910 and encodes 527 amino acids.
ACUUUUCAGGCUGAAGUUCAGGGUUAGCAGAUCUUCAGUGUCUCUCCUGUGUGUUCUCAGGAUCAGUGUGUGUUUUUAUUGAGGAUGUGUGUGUGACCGAUCAGUGACUCACGAUGCUGAGGGUGAAGAAACUUUACGGCUGAUGACGUCACGCGGUGAUUUCCUUUAUUUCUCGGAUGUUUUUGGAGGAACUUUGACAUGAAGCUUCUCUCUCUCUGAGAGAUGUGCAUCAGCUGCUCGGCUCUCUGUGAAGCUCCUUAAAAACACGUAUUUACUGCUGUCUUCAAACACAGGACUGUUUUUUAUUAUUUGUGUUUGUGGUGAUCAUGGUGGAGAAGGUGUUGUCCCGUUUCUUCCCCGCGGAGGGUGAACCCCCCCCCGGGAGGAGUCGGUGGAGCUCGGCGGUGGUUGCGAUAGUUCUUCUCGGGAUGUUCGCUUCCUCCUGCUGGGCAGAAGAAGCUUCCUGUCACGGAGCUUACGACCUCUACUUCGUUUUAGACAAGUCUGGAAGUGUCGCCAACGACUGGUUCGAGAUCUACUCCUUUGUGAAAAACCUGACCGACAGAUUUGUGAGCCCCAGGAUGAGAGUCUCGUUCAUCAUCUUCUCGUCUAAAGCCACCGUCCUGCUUCCUCUGACGGGAGACAGAUAUGAGAUCGAAGAAGGUCUGAAGAGGCUGAAGGAGGUGAAACCAGCCGGAGAAACGUUCAUGCACGAGGGAAUAAAACAGGCGUCGGCUCAGAUUAAGGCUCAGGGGAUCAAAUCGUCCAGCAUCAUUCUGGCUCUGACGGACGGCAAGCUGGAGGUUUUCCCGCUCGAGCUCACCGUCAACGAGGCUAAGGAGGCGAGGCAGUACGGCGCCCGUGUUUACUGCGUGGGAGUCAAAGACUUUGACGAGCAGCAGCUCGCUCAGAUCGCCGACACCAAGGACCAAGUGUUUCCUGUCAAAGAUGGCUUCCACGCUCUGAAGGGCAUCAUCAACUCUAUAUUAAAGCAAUCGUGCACAGAGAUCCUGAGUGUGGAGCCGUCCAGCGUCUGUGUGAACGAGUCCUUCGACAUCGUCCUCAGAGGAAACGGCUUCUCCAUCGGAAGAAGCAACGAAGGAGUCGUCUGCAGCUUCAUCGUCAACGAGCAAACCUUCAAUCAGAAGCCGACUGCUGUCCAGAAUGAUUACAUGCUGUGUCCUGCUCCCAAACUCUAUGAAGUCGGACAGAAGAUGGACGUCCUCAUCAGUCUGAACCACGGGAAGUCCUUCAUCUCCAGCGCCUACACCAUCCACGCCUCCACCUGUUCGGACAGUUUGGCGGUGCUGAUCGUCUUCCUGGUUCUGCUGACGCUGGUCGCUCUGGCCCUCAUGUGGUGGUUCUGGCCUCUCUGCUGCAAAGUGGUCAUCAAAGACCCGCCGCCGCCUCCUCCACCUUCACGUCCUCCACCACCUGAGCCGGAGCCGCUGUCCAAGAAGAAGUGGCCGACUGUGGACGCCUCGUACUACGGAGGACGAGGAGCGGGAGGGAUCAAACGUAUGGAGGUGCGUUGGGGUGAGAAGGGCUCGACCGAGGAGGGGGCCCGGCUGGAGAAAGCCAAGAACGCCGUGGUGUCCGUACCAGAGGAGUCAGAGGAGCCAAUGCUGAACCGCCCCAAACGGAGCUCCGCCCCCACCUACCACCGGAACGAGAACAAGUGGUACACCCCCAUCAAGGGUCGUCUGGACGCUUUCUGGGCUCUGCUGAACCGACAGUACGACCGAGUUUCCCUCAUGAGACCCACGACUGAAGACAAGGGUCGGUGUGUAAAUUUCAGCCGCAAGAAGAAGAAGAAGAAGAAGAAGAAGAAGAAGUGUGAGGACGAGCUGACGGCUUCAACAGAGAGAAGAAGAAUCUGUUUAUUUUUUUUUUUAAUCGGUGCAGUUUAACGACUUUCUGUUCGCUGCUCUGCACAAAGUCUCGCCCCGAUGCAGCGCAGCACGCAGGCCGACACGUUUAUAUUCACGCCGCUCGUUAUUCUCUGACGUUUAAUCAGCACAGAAUAUGUUCCUCAUCAAAUCAAAAAGCAGAAGAAGAAGAAGAAGAACUUGCAGCUUUCAGACUCGGUUAUCUUUUGGUGCGCACCAAAGGCCUAACAUAUUCUGACCAUAUUGAGCCUUCUGUGAAAAACCUCAUUUCAUGCUCACAGACGGACGCUAUCGGGGAAAAAAAAAAAAAAAGAAACGGGGGAGGGAUCGGGGCUGUUGGCCGAUGGCGUGGCAGUGGGAGUAGUCCCAGCGGGCCUCACAGUGCAGAAGUGAGCUGCCUCUUGGCGAUGUCUCAUCACAAAGACGCUCCAACUUCCACCGAGCCGCUGCCCGCCGGCCGCCCUCUGACCGCCGCGUCCUGUCACUUUAACACUGAGAGUGCACACGCAUGACAAACUGGAGACAGGACGCCCCAAGGUGCUGCAAGGCACCACCACUUUUUUUUUUUUUUUUUAAAAGACACCUUCCCGUCAUUAUGCACUCGGGACAGGAAAUUAAUAGAGCGUUAUUGGACCGCGGGACAGCCCUCCCUGACCACGCUGAUCCGAGCGGCGUUUUGAGGGAUUGAUGCCUUGAAGACCUUGACACGGCACGUGGUGUUUUUGAGCGCAGUCUGCUCUCUGCUCAGCAGGGCGUAGCGCACAAACACGCCCGUCAGGUCACUCUUUACAGAUCCAGCCAAUCCUCUGAGGGCUCCCCCGGACGCGUCACAGCGCCCGAACAGCGCCCGUUCAGUGCCCGCUCUCUCUGCGCACCAGAGUAUCAAAGUUUAAUUAAAAUAAUUAAAGAGAACAGCGAGCAGCAGCCUGUGAAGACCUGGCUGUCUCUUCUUUACGCCUCCUGACAUUGAAUGACCUAUUACUGCCUCUUCUCUGCUCAAAAAGAGGACAGGUCGCCACGGCGACGCUGCUCCACGUCCAAAACGCAAACCCAAAGGAGCGAGUGCGAUGGACGGAUAAGUAUUGUUCAUUUCCAGAAAUUAUGCCUCCCCCCCACCGCCCCCCAUCACCCCCAAAAAGAAAGAUCUAUAUUUAUAUAUAUUGUGGAUUCUGUGGCGCGCUGUCACGACGCCAAUCCCAAAUGAUGUCAGAGCGAGCGGAAGGACUGUGGGGGAGGAACGGGGGCAGCAGCUGAAGAAAAAGGCUCGAAUGAUCCAGUCACUUCGGAUUCCCGACUUCACAUGUGAAAUGGAUAUUCGAGUGGAAACCUGACAAAGCGCGCCCGGCUUUGACGGGAAGCGGUAUAGACAAUGACCAGUGGCUGGGUCAGUGGGAUGUCUGUGAGCGGGCGGGGAAGCUUUUCACAUGACACUAAAAAUAAGUUCAACAACCGUCAAGUUUGAGGGCGGGCGCCUGAGCCACUCACACACACGGGGCGGGGCGGGACGGGCGCCAGAAACACGGGCACCGUAAUUAUUCCUUUGUUUCGACCCGAUCACAGCGCAGAGAAGAAAUGCUGAUCAGAUCCUCGGGGGCGCGGUUUUUAACCCUUUACGCAGCGCUUUCACUUUGACCUUAAAUUUGAUCGCCACGCUCCAACAUUUUUUUAACCGCCAUUUUUAAAACAGAAGCAUGAAAUGUUUAUUUUUAACCCGAAGUGAGGAGACGUUUAAAGACACGAGUCACAACACGAGUCAGUCUGCUGCAGGAAACACGUCCUCUGCACGCCGCGUCCUCUACACGCCGCAUCCUCUACACGCCGUGUCCUCCGCACGCCGUGUCCUCUACACGCCGUGUCCUCCGCACGCCGCACCUUUAGCACCAAAACAAAAUCGAUGUCUUUGAGUCUGUCUGCAGUUUGAAGCUUCUGAAGGAUUCCUUUUUCUAAACGUAUUAAAUUUGAUCGUCUGAAUGUCGUUUAUUUUCCAGAAGAACAAAAUUUUAAAUUUUAAAUUUUUUUUAUUUCUAACGUUCAGAGAAUCAUCGAGUGUCGAGAAAACACGAGAGACGUUUAUUUAUAAAGUUUAGAUUUAGAAAAAAAAAGACAAAAUGAUUGACAGGAAGUCACUUUUUCAUAUUUCUGAUGUUUAUGAAAAACGUUUCGUAUUUAAUUUAAUUUGUUCAGCACAUUUCAAUCACAGGUCAACUCAGCGUUGUUUACAGAAAACAAAAAUAAACAAAACAAAAUUAAUUUAAAAUACACACACACACACACACACACACACACACACACACACUCAAGAGAGAGAAAAGCGUUAAAGAAAGUGAAUCCUAAAAUGUCAAAUAGAAAAAUCCUCCUCCUGUCAUAUUUCUUCACCCUGACCUUUGACCUCUUCUGUCCGUCCAGUGUCUCACUUCAUCUUUUUAAAAAGUCGAUCACGACGUCUGCAAAUUAAAAAAUCUUCUUUCUCGUUUGUUUAGUGAGCACUACUUCCUGCUCGCCUCUUUAUUCUCAGCGCGUUUUAAACACGCUGAAGGAUUCUAAUUUAUCGUUUGAUUAUCUUUGAAUGUACAGUUUUUAUUUCUCUCAUUGCCUUUUUAUACGCCGCACCUUUAAGACAAGGUUCAGGUCACACAAGCUGCACACGUGUGUGUGAACCAAAAAAACAUAAAAAAUAAAAACAUCUUUUUUUAAGAGUUUCACACUGUUUCUAUUUGUUGAUGUUUAUAAUGUUUGUUAUUGUUUUUAUUGUUCAACUGUUGUUUCAAAUAAACAUUCAGUGAACA